Molecule: messenger RNA, 1934 nt
Organism: Carlito syrichta (Philippine tarsier)
Lineage: Eukaryota; Metazoa; Chordata; Mammalia; Primates; Tarsiidae
Product: exportin-5
Exons: 15
Biological process (GO): RNA export from nucleus; protein export from nucleus
Cellular component (GO): nucleus; RNA nuclear export complex; cytoplasm
Molecular function (GO): small GTPase binding; nuclear export signal receptor activity; RNA binding
Source: RefSeq, a predicted model, not a curated record
ACUUCCGCAGGCGCGUGCGCAGUGGCAGGUCGGGCGCGUGCGCAGCGCCGGCUCCUUCCCGGCUCCGGCUCUUGCUGCUCACGCUCCUCCUCCCGCUCCCCUCCCCUCAGCCCGCCGCGGCCCGGUACCAACGUGUGGUCCCGCCGAGGGAGCCGUAGUGCCUCGUGCUCCCGGGACUGCCGUGGUGUGCGCUUGCGGCGCUAGGUAUGGCGAUGGAUCAAGUGAACGCGCUGUGCGAGCAGCUGGUGAAAGCGGUGACGGUCAUGAUGGACCCCAGCUCCACCCAGCGCUACCGGCUGGAAGCCCUCAAGUUUUGUGAAGAGUUUAAAGAAAAGUGCCCUAUCUGUGUGCCCUGUGGCUUGAGGUUGGCUGAGAAAACACAGAUUGCCAUCGUCAGACAUUUUGGCCUUCAGAUCCUGGAACACGUUGUCAAGUUUCGGUGGAACAGCAUGUCUCGAUUGGAGAAGGUCUAUCUGAAGAACAGUGUCAUGGAGCUGAUUGCAAAUGGAACGUUGAACAUUUUGGAGGAGGAAAACCAUAUUAAAGAUGCUUUGUCUCGAAUUGUAGUAGAAAUGAUCAAACGAGAAUGGCCACAGCAUUGGCCUGACAUGCUGGUAGAAUUGGACGCUCUUUCCAAACAAGGGGAGACACAGACAGAAUUAGUGAUGUUCAUCCUUUUGCGACUGGCAGAAGAUGUAGUGACCUUUCAGACACUUCCCCCUCAAAGAAGAAGGGACAUCCAGCAAACAUUAACCCAGAACAUGGAAAGAAUCUUCAGUUUUCUGCUUAACACACUUCAAGAAAAUGUAAACAAAUACCAGCAAGUGAAGACAGAUACUUCUCAGGAGUCAAAGGCUCAAGCAAACUGUCGAGUAGGAGUUGCAGCAUUGAAUACUCUAGCAGGCUACAUCGACUGGGUGUCUAUGAGUCACAUUACUGCUGAAAAUUGUAAACUUCUGGAGAUACUGUGCCUGCUUCUGAAUGAACAGGAACUUCAAUUGGGAGCAGCUGAGUGUCUUCUCAUUGCAGUCAGCAGAAAAGGCAAGUUGGAAGACCGGAAGCCCCUGAUGGUCUUAUUUGGAGAUGUUGCCAUGCAUUAUAUACUCUCUGCUGCACAGACUGCUGAUGGAGGUGGCUUGGUAGAAAAACACUAUGUCUUCCUGAAGAGACUCUGUCAGGUGUUGUGUGCGCUGGGCAAUCAGCUGUGUGCAUUGCUGGGCAUAGAUUCUGAUGUAGAAACACCAGCAAACUUCGGAAAAUACCUGGAAUCUUUUCUUGCUUUCACAACCCACCCAAGUCAGUUUCUACGCUCUUCAACUCAGAUUACUUGGGGAGCCCUCUUCAGGCAUGAGAUCCUAUCCCGUGAUCCUUUGCUGUUAGCAAUGUUACCGAAAUAUCUUCGUGCUUCUAUGACUAAUUUGGUCAAGAUGGGUUUUCCUUCAAAAACAGAUAACCCUAGCUGCGAAUAUUCUCGAUUUGAUUUUGAUAGUGAUGAGGACUUCAAUGCUUUCUUCAACUCCUCCCGGGCCCAACAAGGAGAGGUGAUGAGGCUGGCAUGUCGUUUGGAUCCCAAGACUAGCUUCCAGAUGGCUGGGGAAUGGUUAAAGUAUCAGCUUUCAACUUCUGUUGAUACUGGAUCUGUAAAUUCCUGUUCUGCAACUGGAACUGGAGAAGGAAAUCUCUGCUCCAUCUUCUCAUCUUCAUUCGUGCAGUGGGAAGCCAUGACUUUUUUUUUGGAAGGUGUGAUCAACCAGAUGUUUCGAACUGUAGAUAGAGAAGAAAUUCCUGUUAAUGAUGGAAUAGAGUUGUUGCAGAUGGUCCUGAACUUUAACACCAAAGAUCCCCUCAUCCUGUCCUGUAUCCUUACUAAUGUCUCAGCGCUCUUUCCAUUUGUCACCUACAGAUCAGAGUUCUUGCCCCAGGUCUUCUCUAAG